This is a messenger RNA of Mus musculus (house mouse), 2802 nucleotides long. RefSeq names its product butyrophilin-like 4 (gene Btnl4). NCBI's taxonomy places the organism in Eukaryota, Metazoa, Chordata, Mammalia, Rodentia, Muridae. Gene Ontology annotation, cellular component: cytoplasm; nucleus; membrane. The transcript has 10 exons. The record is from RefSeq and is marked validated. Bases 346 to 2106 code for a protein of 586 amino acids.
GCCAUCUUCUCUGCUGCUGUCUCUCUUGUCCUCAUGGUGGACACUGUGCCUGCCCUGUCUCCACAGCUGCUGUCUCUGUAGUCAUCGUGGUCUCUGGAGAGGCUGUGACAACUUGAGUCAGGCUGCACUUCUUGUCUGCUGCCCUAGAAACCAUGAUCCUGGACCUGAGGCAACCCAAGGCUGGCACUGAGGCGAGCAGAGCUUAGAGCUGUGAGAACCUCUUGGAGAGGGGAUGAAGUGUGAGAAGAGGAUUUGGGGUCUGCUGGGUCCCCUUGGCCCUGAGCUUCUCCUGAUGAAGUCACAGCCUUUCAAAGCUGGGGGCAAAGAAAAGCAGUUCUGCUGGACAUGGAAAAUCACCGCAAGCCCUCUCUGCUCUUCCAUGUCCCCUGUCUGUUUGUCCUUACACAGCUGCUUAGCUGGGUGACCACACAGGAGUUCCGGGUCUUUGGUCCCUCAGACCCCAUUGUGGCUGCACCAGGUGGGGAAGCCAUCCUUCCCUGCUCCGUGUUUCCAGCCAUGAAUGUGGAGAACAUGGAAGAGUUGAGGUGGUUCCGCAGCAGAUUCUCAGAAGCAGUACUUUUCUAUCGGGACCAAGAGGAGCAGAAGGAAGGGCAGAUGCCUGGGUAUUCACAGCGCACCUUGCUGGUGAAGGACCAGUUCCAUCAAGGCACAGCUGCUGUGAGGAUCCUAAAUGUCCAGGCAUCAGAUAGUGGGAUAUACAUCUGCCACUUCCAGCAAGGAGUGUUCUAUGAUGAGGCCAUCUUGGAACUGAAGGUGGCAGCAAUGGGCUCUGUCCCUGAAGUGCACAUCAAAGGUCCAGAAGAUGGUGGAGUGUGUGUUGUGUGCAUGACCUCAGGGUGGUACCCGGAGCCUCAGGUGCAUUGGAAAGACUCCAGAGGAGAGAAUCUCACAGCAUUCUCCUCAGAGACCCACACUAAAGAUGCUGAAGGACUGUUCAGCACAGAGACCUUGCUGGUUGUGAGAGACAGCUCUGUGAGGAAUGUGACCUGCUCCAUCUUCAAUCCUAUCUUGGGCCAGGAGAAAGCCACAGCCAUGUUCAUCCCAGAGCCCUUCUUCCCUCAGGCCUCUCCCUGGAAGCCAGCUUUUCUUGUGACCCUGACCAUGAUGGGACUACUAGUCUUAGGGACAAGCUAUCUUCUCAGAAGGGAGCAUUCUGCAAGGCUGAAGGUGCAGCAGGAAACGGUGAAUUUUCAGCGUGAGAAGGAUGAGUCACUGAAGACAAGGGAUGAUGCUCUGAGGACUGCUGGCGCACUCAUGGUGGAGCGUGAUCGAAGGAAAGCAGCUUACAGGGCAGCUUGGAAGAAGGCCCAGCUCUAUGCAGAUUGGCGCAAGGAGCACUUCGAGGCCUGGACUUUCACUCUGGAUCCAGCCUCUGCCCACCCCAUCCUUGCCAUCUCCCCAGACAGGCUGAGUGUGAGCCGGAAGGAUUCCACUCUGUGCUUGGAUGACCUCUUCUGUGUGUUAGGCAUCAGAGGCAUCUCUUCUGGAAGACAUUACUGGGAGGUGAAGCUAAGGAAUGGUGACAGCAGCAAGUGGACUCUGGGGGUCUGUAGGGAAGGUGUGGACAGGAAAGGCUGUUUCUCAGAGUGUCCACAUAAGGGGUUUUGGACUGUGGGGCGGUCUAGUAGUGGAUAUUUGGCUUAUAUUGACACUGGGACAGCUUUAUUAUCUCUCAGGCAAGCUCCGCAGAGUGUGGGGGUGUUUGUGGACUACACUGAAGGUGACAUCUCCUUCUAUAACAUGAGUGACAUGUCCCCCAUGUUCUCCUUCCAUGAGGCUUCCUUCUCUGGGACUCUUUUUCCAUACUUCAGGCUUAAGUCUGGAAAUGUUUCAAUGAUUAUCCAAUCCAUGGCAUGCGCAUCUGAGGGGAGGGAGGGAGAAGACAGAAGGAGAGGAAGGAAAAGAAGUAGGAAGGGGAGGAAGGGGAAGAGGACAAAGAGGGGGAAGAAAUUAGUUUUGCUUCCUUUGGAGGAGUCUCUGAGUCCUGCAGGGGAGGGCCUGGUUCCAGGCUCUUGUGUUGUGGAUUCUUUUCCAGAGGAAGUCUCUCCAUUCCUUCAGCAUGCCAGGAACUCUCUGUUCCCAUAGUGUGAACCACUGCCUAAGUCGUCAGUGUGGCUCCUUGUGGGAAUGUAGAAGCCACAGACCAAAGCCCGCAUGGGUCCUGGAAGGGCCUGGAGCCUUGACCCACUGCUCUUCAGUCUGACUCAGGCUGAGGCUGUGGCUGUGGCUGAGGCUGUGGCUGUGGCUGUGGCUGUGGCUGUGGUGGCAGCGAGGUCAUGCUUUGGUGCAUGAUAAGUGCUGACUUUGUGUAAAACAGGCUACUUUGAGCUCUGGGAAGGCAUUUUCCUCCUGGUGGUAAAUAGCAUUUUAUUAGUUUUGUGUGUGUGUGUGUGUGUGUGUGUGUGUGUGUGUGUCAUUUGGCAUGAAACAGACCAAGGGCUGAGUGAACAUUAUUUAAUUUGUUCAUCUGGCCAUGGGCACCUAGGGUCUUGGCUCUUGUGGCCAGUAUUGUAGUGAGUAUGGGGGAAGAGAUGUCUGACACAUGACUUCCUGACUUCUACAUUUGUUCCUGGUGAUGAGAUUGCUGGAUCCUAGAUAGUUCCUCGAAGUGGACCUUCUCAGUGGACAAUGACCUGUCUGUCCAUCCAUCUCCAUGAACCUGCCUUAUCAUCAUAUCAGAUCUGUCUUUGAUUCUUACAUAAAUUCUUUGAUUUCUAUGUUUGAGUCUCUCUCUUACAGAAUUACACAUAUAGCUACAAACAUUAAUUCAUAUUUUAUAAA